AUGGCUGCAAUUAUGGGCAAAUUUACUCUUACUCACCAGGUGACUUUGCUGCAGACAUCCAAAGGAACAGACAUCCAAAGGAACAGACAUCCAAAGGAACAGACAUCCAAAGGAACAGACAUCCAAAGGAACAGACAUCCAAAGGAACAGACAUCCAAAGGAACAGACAUCCAAAGGAACAGACAUCCAAAGGAACAGACAUCCAAAGGAACAGACAUCCAAAGGAACAGACAUCCAAAGGAACAGACAUCCAAAGGAACAGACAUCCAAAGGAACAGACAUCCAAAGGAACAGACAUCCAAAGGAACAGACAUCCAAAGGAACAGACAUCCAAAGGAACAGACAUCCAAAGGAACAGACAUCCAAAGGAACAGACAUCCAAAGGAACAGACAUCCAAAGGAACAGACAUCCAAAGGAACAGACAUCCAAAGGAACAGACAUCCAAAGGAACAGACAUCCAAAGGAACAGACAUCCAAAGGAACAGACAUCCAAAGGAACAGACAUCCAAAGGAACAGACAUCCAAAGGAACAGACAUCCAAAGGAACAGACAUCCAAAGGAACAGACAUCCAAAGGAACAGACAUCCAAAGGAACAGACAUCCAAAGGAACAGACAUCCAAAGGAACAGACAUCCAAAGGAACAGACAUCCAAAGGAACAGACAUCCAAAGGAACAGACAUCCAAAGGAACAGACAUCCAAAGGAACAGACAUCCAAAGGAACAGACAUCCAAAGGAACAGACAUCCAAAGGAACAGACAUCCAAAGGAACAGACAUCCAAAGGAACAGACAUCCAAAGGAACAGACAUCCAAAGGAACAGACAUCCAAAGGAACAGACAUCCAAAGGAACAGACAUCCAAAGGAACAGACAUCCAAAGGAACAGACAUCCAAAGGAACAGACAUCCAAAGGAACAGACAUCCAAAGGAACAGACAUCCAAAGGAACAGACAUCCAAAGGAACAGACAUCCAAAGGAACAGACAUCCAAAGGAACAGACAUCCAAAGGAACAGACAUCCAAAGGAACAGACAUCCAAAGGAACAGACAUCCAAAGGAACAGACAUCCAAAGGAACAGACAUCCAAAGGAACAGACAUCCAAAGGAACAGACAUCCAAAGGAACAGACAUCCAAAGGAACAGACAUCCAAAGGAACAGACAUCCAAAGGAACAGACAUCCAAAGGAACAGACAUCCAAAGGAACAGACAUCCAAAGGAACAGACAUCCAAAGGAACAGACAUCCAAAGGAACAGACAUCCAAAGGAACAGACAUCCAAAGGAACAGACAUCCAAAGGAACAGACAUCCAAAGGAACAGACAUCCAAAGGAACAGACAUCCAAAGGAACAGACAUCCAAAGGAACAGACAUCCAAAGGAACAGACAUCCAAAGGAACAGACAUCCAAAGGAACAGACAUCCAAAGGAACAGACAUCCAAAGGAACAGACAUCCAAAGGAACAGACAUCCAAAGGAACAGACAUCCAAAGGAACAGACAUCCAAAGGAACAGACAUCCAAAGGAACAGACAUCCAAAGGAACAGACAUCCAAAGGAACAGACAUCCAAAGGAACAGACAUCCAAAGGAACAGACAUCCAAAGGAACAGACAUCCAAAGGAACAGACAUCCAAAGGAACAGACAUCCAAAGGAACAGACAUCCAAAGGAACAGACAUCCAAAGGAACAGACAUCCAAAGGAACAGACAUCCAAAGGAACAGACAUCCAAAGGAACAGACAUCCAAAGGAACAGACAUCCAAAGGAACAGACAUCCAAAGGAACAGACAUCCAAAGGAACAGACAUCCAAAGGAACAGACAUCCAAAGGAACAGACAUCCAAAGGAACAGACAUCCAAAGGAACAGACAUCCAAAGGAACAGACAUCCAAAGGAACAGACAUCCAAAGGAACAGACAUCCAAAGGAACAGACAUCCAAAGGAACAGACAUCCAAAGGAACAGACAUCCAAAGGAACAGACAUCCAAAGGAACAGACAUCCAAAGGAACAGACAUCCAAAGGAACAGACAUCCAAAGGAACAGACAUCCAAAGGAACAGACAUCCAAAGGAACAGACAUCCAAAGGAACAGACAUCCAAAGGAACAGACAUCCAAAGGAACAGACAUCCAAAGGAACAGACAUCCAAAGGAACAGACAUCCAAAGGAACAGACAUCCAAAGGAACAGACAUCCAAAGGAACAGACAUCCAAAGGAACAGACAUCCAAAGGAACAGACAUCCAAAGGAACAGACAUCCAAAGGAACAGACAUCCAAAGGAACAGACAUCCAAAGGAACAGACAUCCAAAGGAACAGACAUCCAAAGGAACAGACACCACACUUUUAUAA
Messenger RNA from Schistocerca cancellata (South American locust), 2343 nucleotides. RefSeq lists its product as uncharacterized. NCBI's taxonomy places the organism in Eukaryota, Metazoa, Arthropoda, Insecta, Orthoptera, Acrididae. The coding region runs from base 1 to 2343 and encodes 780 amino acids. The record is from RefSeq and is a predicted model, not a curated record. The transcript has 2 exons.